This is a messenger RNA of Lepisosteus oculatus (spotted gar), 3754 nucleotides long. Lineage: Eukaryota; Metazoa; Chordata; Actinopteri; Semionotiformes; Lepisosteidae. The record is from RefSeq and is a predicted model, not a curated record.
UGAGAGUUUUGUUGUCUUUGUGUUUGAGAGGAGCUCCCGUCUCUCACUGUCUCUCUUCCCUUCUCCCCGGCUCCUUUGUAAACUCUCCCCCUGGGUUUUUACCCACCCGAACCUAUCCCCUUCUACCCUUAAAACCCUACCCUCCCCCUGAACACCUUCCAAGGCACGAAACAGAUUCCAUUCUUGUGACCAAAGACGCCAGCUCCUGACCAGCCCGGUCCCUCCACUAGUCACUGUACCCAUGAUGGACUCCGGUGUGAUCGAAGGAGGACUCAAUGUCACCCUCACCAUCAGAUUGCUCAUGCAUGGCAAGGAAGUCGGUAGCAUCAUAGGCAAGAAAGGAGAAUCUGUAAAGAAGAUGCGAGAAGAGAGUGGCGCUCGCAUUAAUAUCUCUGAAGGGAACUGUCCUGAGAGAAUCAUCACCCUUGCUGGACCCACGACUGCCAUUUUCAAAGCCUUUUCCAUGAUCAUUGAGAAGCUGGAAGAGGACAUCAGUAGUGCGAUGACCAACAGCACGGCCACCAGCAAGCCCCCAGUGACCCUGCGUAUUGUGGUGCCUGCCAGCCAGUGCGGCUCUCUCAUUGGCAAGGGCGGCUGUAAGAUCAAAGAGAUCCGCGAGUCGACGGGCGCUCAGGUCCAGGUGGCAGGGGACAUGCUGCCCAACUCCACGGAGCGUGCCAUCACCAUCGCCGGCACUCCGCAGUCCAUCAUCGAGUGCGUCAAGCAGAUCUGCGUUGUCAUGCUGGAGUCUCCUCCGAAGGGUGUGACCAUCCCUUACAGGCCCAAGCCCUCUGGCUCUCCGGUCAUCUUUGCUGGUGGACAGGCUUAUACCGUUCAAGGACAGUACGCCAUUCCACACCCAGAUCUCACUAAACUGCACCAGCUGGCCAUGCAGCAGAGCCCCUUCCCCUUGGCUCCCAGUAACACUGGCUUCACUGCAGGGAUGGAUGCCUCAGCCCAGACCAGUUCUCAUGAGCUCACCAUUCCAAAUGAUCUAAUUGGAUGCAUCAUUGGCCGCCAAGGUGCCAAAAUCAAUGAGAUUCGCCAGAUGUCCGGCGCACAGAUCAAAAUCGCCAACCCGGUAGAGGGUAGCACAGAUCGGCAAGUUACCAUCACUGGCUCACCGGCCAGCAUCAGCCUGGCAGAGUACCUCAUCAAUGCCAGGCUGUCUUCGGAAGCGACCGGACUGGCAACCAACUGACAUGUAAAAAGUCCCAGCACUAAAUCCUACUUUUUACCCAUUAAAAUCCAUUAAAGUAGUUAAAGCCACAAUCCACUUUUUCAUACUUAUUUUAUUUUUGUUAAACUAAUACCCACAAAUAAAUCCAUCUUUUUUUUUUUUCCUUAAGGAUUUCAGUUUUUAAUUCCCUUUACAUCUGAUCGGUGGUUUUAAUGUUCCUUUUUGUUUUUGAAAAGAAGACCAUUUACCUUUCUCUCCUUUUCAUAUUUUGAGUUUCUGUUAUACCAUCAGAAAGUGUAGAAGUGAAAAAUCUGAAUAGGCUUAAGUUUAGUUCUGUAAUGUCAGAUUUUUCUAAAAAAACGACAAAAAAAAAGAAAAAUUAAAAAAAAACAAAAAACAAAAUAAAAAAGAAUAGAUGGACUGAUUAUCUCUGUGUUCUUUUGUUUAAUUAUUAAUCCCACCUUUGGGGAGAAAGUGCAAAACCCCAUGCUUCCACUGAGGUCAGUCCUAUCCCUGUUAUAGUAAUUUGAUCUAAAUAAAUUCUGGAUUCUUAACAUUGGUGUGUAAGGGAUGUAUCUUGUAAACCCCUCCCAAAGGCACUGCAACAUGGCCCGUGUUCACUGUCGGGGAUGUACAGCUACAGUCUUGGAGGACUGCUCAGUCCACAGGUUUUCAUCUCUGUUCAGCUUCUGAUGUGAAGAGUGCAGCUCUCCCUGCCCCUGCUGGGAUUAGAUUCUGUACCUCACUCAGUGCCCUGAACCCUGUUGCACUAACUACAUUAUGGCUUAACUGGAGCAGUUUAACACCUUUCCUCAGUUCUUUGAGAUUAAGGUCCUGGAGAUGGCGGAUCCCUGCAAUCCUGCUGGAUUGCUGUCCUCUAGCCCUGGAGAUGAGCACCCCUCCUAUGAGUAAUGAUUACUCCAGUAUUGGAACAUGUAUGCCUGUUCAUUACAGUAGUACUCUGUGGUGUAGCCUGCUCCUUAAUUGUGAUUGAUUCAGGGGUUUCCAGGUCUUGUCCUUGGGGUCUGGAGUCCAGCAGGCUUUCUGCAGCUCAUUAGUCAGCUGCUUAAGGCAGUGGAGAAUGCGGAACACAUCUUCUGAGAGCUCAUAAUUGAAGGAAAUUCAGAUAAACUGCCGUGUUCUGACUUUGAGGACCGGAGCUGGAAAUUGCGGUCACCCUAUACUGAAAAGUUACUACUUUAUAUUCUAGAUAUUUACGUACCCAUGCAGAAUUCCCAGUGCCUAUUGUAGGAGUGUUUGACACAUCUAUCUGUGUAACAUUUAAUCCGCACUGGUUUAUUAAUUUGAUGACAGUGCACUAGUUGGGUUUAUUCUUUAGUCUUUUACUGUACGUGUUGCUUUUAUCUGAAGCAGUGGUGGUUGGCAAUUAGCCGAGUACUGCUAGGACAUGAUUUUGAGAUUAGGAAUGGUUGUGCUAUUGGGACAUUCUACAACUUUCCAGGUGCCUGCAGCACCCUCUCUAGUUACUGCUGCAUCUCCUGGGAGGAGGCUUUACAGUUCUAAAUAUGAGUUGUUCCAGCAGGUGGGAAUGUCCUUGUCUCCAUGCUACAGUGGAUAGAGGGGUCGUUACCAGGCAGCCUUGUGAAUUAUAGCACUUAAAAAUUUGGAUAUAUUAUAUAAAUGUUAAAGGCAAUUAAGGCUUCAAUUAAUCUAGUUUAGGAGCUCGGUUGGAAUAAUAACCAGAAGGAAUGGGGAAUCCUGUCUCUUGUCCAUAUUACAGGACCUUAAUAUCUCCCAACAUAUUCACUAAUGACUUUGUAACUUUAAUUGAACCAGGUUAUGGUGAUCACUUAGUAACUCUUAAGUGGAACAAAGACUAAUGGGGGGGGAAUGGAAGAUCCCUUGCCUACCCAUGCUCUAAAUCUCCGAUGCCCAACUAUCAUCAUUCUGCAUGUUUCCUUAGACACAAUCACCCUUUAUUGAUGGAUGACGACUCUUGGAAAAACUUUAAAUGGGUCCGGUUAAGCCAGUAGUUUGAGGUUAAGAGCUCGGCUGGAGUGAAAGCCUAAAGAUUAUGCCCCCUCAAGGACAGGAGCUGUGCACAUCUGGUCUCCAUUCUGAAUUUUGAUGGGUAAGACUUUCACGGGUGGGUGCAAUUUUACAGUGCCCUUUGGUGUCAUUUUAUUUUCUUUGGGUACUUUUUUCACCGUGUCAUUCCAGCCCUCCCAUUCCCCACUGCACCUGUUGUUUUUUGGGAGUAUGACAGGUCAGGUGCCAAGGAACAGAAGAGGAGAGAGUUGUGCGUUCCCUAGAAUAUCCAAACUGGAUCUGCAUUUGCUGAGGAUACUGAAUUUUUAUGAAUUUAAAAGAACUGCAAACCAGCACUAACACUUUCUAAACUACUAGAAGGUCUGUCCUCUGAAAAGAUCUCUAAAAUGGGGCAACUAGUAUAAUUUGAAUGAUGGUUUAAAGAUAACUUUUUGGAUCUCUAGCUUCUUGCACCCUUCUUUAUAAGUAGACUUUUCAGAUCUAGCCUUUGCACUGGUUUCAAAACAAUGUAGACCUGGAUUCUGCAUACUGUUGAAGAUCACUUAUUAAAACCGUUAAAAAGUC